Molecule: messenger RNA, 4748 nt
Organism: Thamnophis sirtalis
Lineage: Eukaryota; Metazoa; Chordata; Lepidosauria; Squamata; Natricidae
Source: RefSeq, a predicted model, not a curated record
AGUUUGACCCCCGAAGGCUGAUAAGGAAGCAGCUCAGCCCGACUCAUGAGCAGCAUCAAAGGCAGGGCCAAUGACUCCAUGUGCCCUGCCUAUCAAUUCUCCCUUUCACGCCUGUGAACUUGUGAAAGAGCCUCAUUGAAUUCUCUCCGCUGGCAUCUGGAAGCCACCCUGCGAACCGGCAGGAGGCUGGUCGCCCCGAACACAAGGCAGAAGCGAGCCCCGGGCAGCAGGCAGCCAGCAACGUCCCUGAAGUUCUGGUGUUCCUUGGCCCCCUUCCUGAACAGUUCCAGAUCAGCCCUGUGGUGCAAAAUCUCCAGAAACCUUCCAGAGUAACGGAGCUGACUCUUCUUCCUGUUGCAGGCAGGCCAGAAAGAGAGAUAAAGAAAAUUGUGUCAGCGGGCAAGGUGAUGAGUUGGCUCCCAGCCUCACCCUCCAAGUGCCUCCUUCAGCUACAAAGAGAAACUUGUUUGUCUGCUCUCAGAAAACUCCCACACAACACAACACAACACAAGGUGACGGGAACAGGAGUUUAGCCUCCCAAAACUUAUUUUCUGGGACUCUGUUCCCAGCCUUGGACUCAGCAGAUAAGACAACCGCUUGUGGUGGGACUUCUCUUCCUGCAGUUUCGCCAGAUUCUGGCACCAAGAAGGAAAGGUAUCUUGACAACUAGACCUUCUCCCUGGAUCCCAAAUCUUUGCAAAAUAUUUACUUUAGAGAAAGGCUCCCUGUUUUCCUCUGCCGAACUGAAGAUCCACGCACUGGGCAGGGGUGGCAGCUGGCAGCCAGCAGCGAUGGAGCCGAGCGGUACCAGCCCCCCAUCUCCGCCCACCAGCAGCUGGACUGCCUUCCCCCAGCGAACCUUGGAGGCCGUUGAUAUUGUUGUCCUGGUUUUAUACUUCGUCUUUGUGUUGGCUGUGGGCCUGUGGGUGGGGGCCUCCCUGUUCGCCAGUAAUGUUGGCAGUGGGCAUUUCAUCGGCUUGGCUGGCUCUGGUGCAGCCUCUGGGAUUGCUGCCACGGCCUACGAAUGGAAUGGAAUGUUUUGUGUCCUGGUGCUGGCGUGGUUGUUUGUGCCCAUCUACCUUGCAAGUGGGGUUACAACCAUGCCAGAGUAUUUGCAGAGACGGUUUGGUGGCAAAAGGAUUCAGAUCUUCCUUGCAAUUCUCUACUUGUUUAUCUAUAUAUUCACCAAAAUUUCAGUUGACAUGUAUGCUGGGGCUCUUUUCAUCCAACAGGCUUUGCACUGGGACCUCUACAUAGCAAUCAUUGGUUUGCUGGUCAUCACUGCAAUUUACACUGUGGCAGGUAGAUUCUCCUUUUCAUUGAAGGUCAUUGUCCAAAGAUCUCUGGCAGCGAAGUCUCUCUCCCAUGCCAAAGGUGGUGCCCUGCUAGCCUCCUACUUGAAGAUCCUGCCUCUCUUCAUGAUGGUUUUGCCUGGCAUGGUCAGCCGCAUCCUCUUUCCAGAUCUAGUGGCCUGUGCUGAUCCCAACUCCUGUAAGGAAAUCUGUGGGAAUCCAUCUGGAUGUUCAGAUAUUGCGUACCCCAAACUUGUCCUUGAGCUUCUGCCACUGGGACUAAGAGGGCUUAUGAUGUCGGUCAUGAUCGCAGCACUGAUGUCCUCUUUGACUUCCAUCUUCAACAGCGCAAGCACGAUUUUCACCAUGGACCUUUGGCGACAUCUUCGACCACUAUCUUCUGAAUGGGAGCUCAUGAUUGUUGGCAGGGGGCAUUUUGUGGCCUUUUGGUUGGCAUGGUGAUAGGCCUGAUCCGGAUGGUUUUGGAUUUCGUCUACCUGCAGCCGGGCUGUGGGGAGUCAGAUGACCGGCCAGCUGUGGUGAAAUACGUGCAUUAUCUCUACUUCUCCAUGAUCCUGGGAGUGAUCACGCUCAUCCUGGUGGUGGCUGUCAGCCUCUUGACAGAGCCCCCUCCGGAGGAAAUGAUCAGCCGUCUCACCUGGUUCACACGGAAGGAUGUUCCAAGAAAAACUGAUGUUCCGAUUCCCUCGUUAUCCAUUCCGGUCAAGGGAAUCCAUGAGGCUGGUCCUUCUCCUGCAGGGCAGCUGGAAAUCACGGAUGGCCCAGAAAACACCUUCCAAAACCAUUCAGGUCCUUUGGACACCAAGAGGAAGGAGUCUAAAUUCAUGAGCCUUUUUUUGUGGGUCUGUGGGAUGGAGAGCAGAGAUAAGGACUCGCCCGGGACCCCUGCUGAACCCAAAGCUGCAGUCACAGCCAUCCUUGAUGAAGCACCUCUGGUGAAGCACAUCCUCAACAUCAACCUGAUCUUGUGCAUCAGCGCGGGGGUCUUCCUCUGGGCCUACUUUGCGUAGCAUCGGACCCUGCCAGCCAUUGCAGAGAUGCUCUUAGUGCUUUUGGGCUUCCACCAUCAAGAACAAGGAGCAUCAAAGAGAAGAGGAAGUGACGAUCUUGCACAUUAUACAUUGUUUGGCUCCCAUAGGAAAAAUGGUAGAAUUGCGUGAAGAAUUCUGCUUUGGUUGGAUAAGGCAGCAAAGGGAAGCCUGAAGCCCUUUGUUAUAAACAUUGAACAUUUAGCACAUGUAAACCAAAACCAAAAGAACUUUGCACUUUUGACUGUUUUAUCCCCCAUGGAUGCUCUUGGACCAGAAUCAUAAACAAACAGCAUUCCCGGGAUUCAUGGAACUAAAAAAAAGCCAAUGGUGACAGUGUAUUUUUACUCAACUUGCUGUGUCUUCUUGGAAUACGGAAAACAUUUGAUAAAAAUCAGAUCUGGAUGGAAUUGCAUGCAAAAUCCUGCUGCAAGUUGGCUUGACAGCAGAACAUUAUUUGAAGAACAACCGUGUUGGGGCUGUUUUUCCUUACAGUCGCAGGGGUCUAAUGAUGGAUUUUGUCCCAAUUCUGUUUUGAAGCUCCCUGUCUUCUGUUUUGUCACAUUGUGGAACUUCACGGGCUGCCUGUGGUGUAGGAGCAAGGAAAAGAGUCAAGCCACCCCUCACCUAAUGUGGGGGGCAACGUUGCUGCAUGGUCAGGAUGGGAUCUGUUCCUUAGGCCAGUUCUCUUCGUGGACAUCUUCUCUGAGGACACUUUGAGGAACCUCAAAACCCCAAAGAAAAAGGGGUUGUUUGGGCAACUAUAUGCCAAGGACAUUUUGGUAGGCUGAUGCAAUUGACACGAAGACCCCUUGCUCUGUUAGGUGGAAUGUUCCCCCGAUUCAGCUCCAGGAGCCUCUAUAGCUCAGUGACCUAAGAGUGUCUCCCAGAGCCGGCAGGGAGGGUCCCAUCUGGGCAGGAAGUCCAGUCCACACUUAUGGCCCUCAUUCCUUUCAGUUGCUGGUCUAGACUGAUGUAAACCCCCAUGUUAAUUGCAGCAUGGUUGCAAUGACAUAUAGGGGCAAAGCCUAAUACCGUGUUUCCCCCCAAAUAUGACCUACUCAGAAAGUAAGUCCUAGCUGGAUAACCGGGGGGAAAAAGAUCCGCACAAGUGAGGAGUCAGUGGACGACAUCCCCCACCCAGAAAAUAAGACCUGGUGCCUUUUUUGGUGGCAAUAUAUAUGUAUAUGUGAUAGGGUCUUAUUUUCGGGGAAAUACAGUAGAGUGUGAUUAAGUUGGGAUUUCCAAAUCCAGACAUCUAAACCAUGGAUGGUGAACCUUUUUGGCAUCUAGUUCCCAAACUGGAAUGCGCAUGCAUCUGUGCGCCUUGAAGCGCCAGAAACCUGAAUACUAGCUGGCUGGUGCACGCAUGCAUUUUUGGGCGGUUUUCGCCGGGUCUUUGCCCAUCUCUUUGGGCUGCUUUCAGGUCAUUUCCGGCCCAAAAACCAGCCUGAAAAUGGCCCAAAAAAUUAUUGGAAAACAGCCGGAAACUGGCUGUUUGGGGGGCAUUUUCCAGCACCCGCAAACACCGGCUGGCUGGUAUGCACAUGUCUGUUUUUUGCCUUUUUUCAGGUUGGUUUUUGGGCCGUUUUCAGGCCGUUUUCCGGUGCUUCAAUGCCGGCCGGCAUGCUGGAAACCAGCAAAGCAGCUGGCGAUGGCACACAGGCCCAUAGGGAGGGUUCUCUGAAUGCCACCACAUAGGUUUGCCAUCACGGGUCCAAACCAUGGUUUGUGGCUAAGUGCAGAACAGUGUUGAGAAUAGCAACUUUCCUUAGUCCGAGCCUGGCAACGCAUCAUGCCUCGAGACUCUCAGGCACACAAAGGCCAAACACCACUUCCAUUUGCUUCCUGUUCAAGUGUGUUUGGCUCACAGGCAUUUAUUCUCAGGGGAAGGAAGUAAUGCUGAUGACAAAGAGUAUCAGGCCCUGAUAAAAAUGUCCCAUAGGAAAGUGUGGGAGAAGUUGGAUCUUUAACCGGAAAUGAAGCUAUGAAGGCAGGAUGAGAAACCCAAGGGCUUCCCCAUCACAUCUCUGCGGGCAGCACCAGAAAGGGCUGUGGUUCCCUCAUGUCCAGCAAGGGAUCAUGUGGGCAGCCUCCUCUUCCUGGGUGCAAAAAUACAAAAUGUAUUGUUUACAUACUUUGCAAGUAAUGACAGGUUUUUCGUGGUGUUUAACAACGUCUGUGUUGCUAUUUAUUAUUCUGAAUGGAAGGAGGGACCUCUGCAGACAUGCAGCUCUAUCCCUGGGUUCUGCUGGUUCCCCUUGGGUCAGUUUUCUUCUCAAGACGCCCCUAAGCCUACUUCAAGUCUAUGUUUACCAGAUCGGACGUCCUGCAGGAAGGCUACACCAUGCCAUUCUCUUUCCUUUUGGCUGUUGCAGGAGGAGCUCUAGAACAAUAAAUACAUACA